AUGAUGGAAAUUCACAGUUCCUCGCCAAACGGAGUGUCACCUGAAUCUGCAGAAGCCACAGUUUCUACUUCUGAACAUCAAAUGGUAGCUGAUGAACCAGUGACAACAGUGCCCAUAAAGAAACGAAGAAAUCUUCCUGGAAUGCCUGAUCCAGAUGCAGAAGUGAUAGCUUUAUCACCAAGAACUUUGUUGGCAACAAACAGAUUUGUAUGUGAGAUCUGCAACAAAGGAUUUCAAAGGGACCAGAAUUUGCAACUCCACAGAAGAGGCCACAACUUGCCAUGGAAACUCCGGCAAAGAACAAGCAAAGAAGUAAGAAAGCGUGUUUAUACAUGUCCGGAAGCCACCUGUGUUCACCAUGACCCCUCAAGAGCCCUAGGCGACCUCACCGGAAUCAAGAAGCAUUUCUGCCGGAAGCAUGGCGAAAAGAAGUAUAAAUGUGAACGAUGUUCAAAAAAAUACGCCGUUCAGUCGGAUUGGAAAGCCCACAUGAAAACCUGUGGCACCAAACAGUACCGUUGUGAUUGUGGCACAUUAUUUUCCAGGAAGGACAGUUUUAUUACCCAUAGAGCGUUUUGCGAUGCGUUGGCGCAGGAGAGUGCGCAAUCUCAACCGAUGGUGAUUACAAACUCGGAAGGCGAUUUGAAUGUUCAGAAUGUUCCGGCUGCGGCGGUCAAGCUUCCGGAAUCUAGUCCCCCGCCGCCACCCCUUACACCAUCUACUGGUGUAUUAUCUCCGGUUCUGUCCAUUCAAAGCCCAGAAUUGCCAGAAAAUCAAACAAUGAAGCCAGUAUCGGCAGCUUUAUCUCCAUCGGUCACCACUACCAAAACAACCGCCGCUACCACCACAGUGGCCGGCGGCGGCUCUGCCUCUAGCGGUAAUGCCGCCACCACCAAUGGAGUAUUUGCUGGAAUAUUAACUGGGUCAGCAUCUGAUGAACUCUCUCAAUCAUCAAUUCAACCAUCAUCGUACUCGGACCUGUUAUUUGCUAUGGCGGGAUCAGAGCGUACCGGCAACCCCAUAGAUUCUAUGUCACUCUCCCUUUCGCCGGCUUUAUAUCUCUCCAAUGGUGCAUCAUCUUUAUUCUUCCCAACAUCGCAUGAUCACCAGAGGCAUUAUGCAUCAAAUCCACAGCCAGCAUUAUCGGCAACUGCUUUGCUUCAGAAAGCUGCUCAGAUAGGUGCUACAUCAUCGAAGUCCUCGUUUCUUGGAUUGGCAAUGUCAUCUUCAUAUGAUCCUCUAGAUAAUGCCUCGACCUCGACCAUGGCUUCUAGUACCACUGGCCGCACAAUGCUUUGGAACAAACAAGUGAAGCUCGAAAACAAUUUGUUGGCAUCUGGGAUUGGUCUCAGGCUCCCCUCUAGUAGUACUACCGGAUCGAAUGACUUGAUGUUGGGGCAAUCGACGCUCUUUGACAACAAUCCGACUACUCUUGAUUUCCUUGGUCUAGGAAUGGGCGGUAGUGAAGCCUCCCCUGGUGGAUAUUCGGCCUUCCUAACAUCGAUUGGAGGUGGACUUGAUAUGCCGACUACUUCAUUUGGUGGCACAAACUCGGCUAGAGAAACUUGGGACGAUCCGUCGGAUAGGAAGCCUUCUAUGCUACAAUGA
Messenger RNA from Fraxinus pennsylvanica, 1608 nucleotides. NCBI's taxonomy places the organism in Eukaryota, Viridiplantae, Streptophyta, Magnoliopsida, Lamiales, Oleaceae. The record is from the annotation of a GenBank genome assembly.